Messenger RNA from Polistes canadensis, 2079 nucleotides. Its product is annotated as BTB/POZ domain-containing adapter for CUL3-mediated RhoA degradation protein 3. The coding region runs from base 588 to 1487 and encodes 299 amino acids. The transcript has 5 exons. Gene Ontology annotation, biological process: protein homooligomerization. Gene Ontology annotation, molecular function: protein binding. The record is from RefSeq and is a predicted model, not a curated record. Lineage: Eukaryota; Metazoa; Arthropoda; Insecta; Hymenoptera; Vespidae.
AUUAUACACGCGAUACGAUAUCUAUAUUGAAGCUUAACGAUCCUGGCUCGUUGUUUGUGCCACUAGUCAUUCAGCAAAAUGGGGGUACGGUAGGAUGCAUUCUUUCGUGUCGAAUCGCGCGAAGAAGCUGUGUGAUUUGUAAUAUCUCGUGAAUAAUAAUAAUAAAUCAUUACGAUUACGAUGAAGUUAUACAAGGCUACCUAAAAAGGGAUGAUCAUCUAAUCGAUUAUAUUAGUUCGUUCGUCGUUCGUCGAACGUAAAAAAAAAAGGGGAAAGAUAUAAAGAUUAAAGAAAAAGAUAGAAAAAAAAUUCGAUCGAGAGUGCGUGCGUCGAGUGCCUAACUUCGUGUCUGUCGUUGUCGUCGUCGUCGUUGUACGGUUGAUUUGACACUUUGAAAAAAAACAGAAAAGAAAACAAAAAAUCAAGAACUCGUUAUAUCACACCCCGCCUCCCCCUUUUUUACAUUUCUUUAUAUUUUGUCUUAUUUAAUUUAUUUUCACGAUACACGUACACGACACACACAUAUAUACGUACGUAAGUUUUGAUUAAUUAAUUAAAUCUUUUUUGGAGUUGUGUCGAAGCUCGUUAUGUCUGGAAAUCAUGAAACGUUUAAUAAUAAAACAAAGUGUCCUUCGGAGUACGUAAAGUUAAAUAUCGGUGGUUCUUUGCAUUAUACGACUUUGGGAACAUUGCAAAAACAUGACACGAUGUUACGCGCCAUGUUCAGUAAUCGUAUGAAGAUUCUUACCGACUCCGAAGGAUGGGUAAUAAUUGACCGGUGUGGGAAACACUUUGGUACAAUAUUGAAUUUCCUAAGAGACGGUUCAGUUCCAUUGCCAGAAAGCGCCAAAGAAAUGGCAGAACUUUUAUCAGAAGCUAAAUACUAUUGUAUCAGCGAGUUAGCAGAAUCAUGUGAGCAAGCGCUUCUUAGGAAAGAACGCGAAGCUGAAUCCAUUUGUACCGUCUCAUUGAUUACGUCUCAAAGAGAAGAACAACUUCUUAUAAGUAAUACUGCUAAGCCAGUAGUAAAACUUAUUAUAAAUAGGCACAAUAACAAAUACUCAUAUACAAGUACAUCAGACGACAAUCUAUUAAAAAAUAUAGAAUUAUUUGAUAAAAUGUCUCUUAGAUUUAAUGGUAGGGUGCUAUUUAUCAAGGAUGUUAUCGGUUCGAGCGAAAUUUGCUGUUGGACAUUUUACGGCCACGGUCGUAAAGUAGCCGAAGUAUGCUGCCAUUCGAUUGUGUAUGCAACAGAUAAAAAACAUACAAAGGUCGAAUUUCCAGAAGCUCGCAUUUAUGAGGAAAUGUUAAAUAUUUUAUUAUACGAACAUCGUAAUGGACCAGAUCAAGAAUUAAUGCAGGCAACAUCUUCUCGUGGUGCUGUAGGUGGUGCACCACCUUGUACAUCCGACGAAGAAGAGGGUGGACAGGGACAAACAGACAGAGGGAGAGCGAGAUUUAAAUACAUGCUGCAGCUAGAGAAGUGAUUACAAUUUAUAAGAAAGGAAAUAUGUUGUUUAUAAUUUAAACAAUACUUUUUUUUAUCGAUAAUUAAAUUAGAAGAAAAUUAAGAUAUAUAUUGUUUAUGUAGGAUCGAACAACUUCCAUACCCAAAUAAUAAAAUAGCUAUUCAUGAGGAAAUUGACCAGAAAGUUCUAUAUAGUUCGAAAGUUAGUUUUUAGUUGAAUGGAAAAUGAAAGACUUGGGUUCGUGUUCAGGAUCAGUCCAAUAGCCCAAUUUUUUCUCGAAUCCUACAUUUACAUAUAUCUUUUGUUUGAGGUGAGUUAUAUGAUUUUGCAGAAAAAUUAUGUCUAGUAUAACGAAUUAAAAAGUAAAAGAAAAGAAAUAUUUUAAAUUGUGUAAUAUUAUAUGCGCGUUUAACAUUAUAUAUAUAUGUGUCAUUAUUAUUGUGUCAAAAAUAUAAUUAUUGUUUAAUAAUUAUAUUUUUUAUAUCUAUAUUAUAGUUUUUAAAAGUAUAUUUCAACUUUUAAUUUUAUCCUUUCGCUGAUUGAAAUACGAUAUAGUCUUCCGAUUAAUAUUGUUCUAUUUAAGAAAUAUAUUUAAAUACAUUUCAAUUUG